Molecule: messenger RNA, 974 nt
Organism: Hyalella azteca
Lineage: Eukaryota; Metazoa; Arthropoda; Malacostraca; Amphipoda; Hyalellidae
Gene: Fibp
Product: acidic fibroblast growth factor intracellular-binding protein
Exons: 6
Cellular component (GO): nucleus
Source: RefSeq, a predicted model, not a curated record
GGUUAAGAUAUUUGGAAAUUCUGAUACUGUCCACUGUGGUCAAUUACAUUUGGGGUUCCCAGUUAUGUCAGGAUGUGGAAAAUUUCCUAAUAUGUAAGCUCUCUCAGCCUCCCAAGGAUCUAAUAAUUUAAAUAGUUUAUUUAGUCACAAUGAUCACCAUGUAUAUGCCAGAAGUUGAUGCCAUGAUAGAAAAUUAUACUGGCAUUGAUGAGACUGUUUAUGAUUUAUGGCUCAAAGGACUGUCAGUUGGUGAAGCUACUGCUGAACUUCUGAAGACUGCAGAGGUACAAGAAUGGGGAACAGGGCUGUCUCCACACACGAGCCUGAAAAAAAUAGUUGCCAUGGACACCAGUGACCACUACAGGAGAUUUGCCGAGUUUGAGAAAAUCCUUGUGGCUCCUUACAAACUUGCUGAAGACUGCACACAUCAGAUCAGCACCAGACAUCAAAAACUACUCAUAGAAAAAUUUUACACUCUGGAUGACUGUGUGGUUCGAGAGAUCAUUGGCAAGAAGCUCUCAGGCCGCAACCGAAAAGAUCUUGAUGAUGUGGCUGAGAAAACUGGGAUGAUGCUUAGAUCAUGUCGACGUCAAUUCGACAACAUCAAGCGAGUGUUCAAGCUCAUCGAAGAAGCUUCCGCUCCUCUUAUCUCCACCAUUGAAAACUUUUUCCUUUUGUCAGAUGGCCUCAGCAGGAAAUAUGCCGUAAUUGUCUUCCUGCUCCUGAACCGCUUUGAGACAAACAAGCGGAAGCUGAACUACAUGACAGCUGAGGACUUCUACACGUGUGGCUUUGCUAUGAUGCAGCACUGGAGCAGCAACCCUGCCAUGCCAGGUCAAUCGGUGGCAUCUAAUAAGCCAACUAGCGAAGACUCCGGCAUAGACAGAGAGUUUCUGGUGCUGCUGCGCGACCUCAGAUGCCUGCUGGACCGCGAGAAGGAGCACAAGAGGUGAAUAAAAUGAUCAUUGAAAUGA